AUGGCCAAUUUCGCGCACCGUGUUUCGUAUGUUGUGAGAGACAAGGACGAUGAUGACGACCCGAAGCCAGGACCACCGCCACCCAAAGAAACAAACUCUGCUCAAGCCGCCUCUGGCGCUCUUCCCACCGCGACCGAAUCCUUGGCCAGUACUGCUCCAUCAUCGACAUCCACAACAUUGCCAACGCCACCAAGACCAGGAACAUCAGAAACUUCAGGAACCUCAGGAACAUCGGGAUACUCAGAAGGAUCGGGGUCAUCAGGGGAUAGUUUCGGCCCGGCAGAAAGUGCAGGAAUCGGUGUCGGAGUCGCCCUUGCACUACUUGUCCUAGCCCUAGGAGCAUGGUUCUUUAUACGCCGCAGACGAAAGCGUAGAAUGAGCAAAGCCUCGCUCGGCUCAUCGACACCUGACACUGAAGCCGGCCUCGCAAACAAAGAAUAUGGCACACCCAGCAUAAAAGAGAUGGAAGCCGGAAGACGAGCGUCUGAGCUGGCUGCUCACAUGGCCCCAGUCGAAGUUCCAGGCGACCCAGAGUUUGUGGCCGAGCUAGAAGGCUCAGAUGCUGCUAUCGGGGCGGUCAAAGAGAAGCAAGAUCGCGAGCGUCUCUUUGCUGAUGCGCCGCUGGAUGAACCGGGUGACCGUGAUGAGUUUGGGUUCAGCAGAAAUAACAGUAGGAGGAGCGAUGUCAAGAGCGGCAUCGACUUCAAAGGCUCCGACGUCAAGAAAUUUGACUCCUAG
Bipolaris victoriae FI3 is the source of this 738-nucleotide messenger RNA. RefSeq lists its product as hypothetical. The record is from RefSeq and is a predicted model, not a curated record. The transcript has a single exon. Bases 1 to 738 code for a protein of 245 amino acids. NCBI's taxonomy places the organism in Eukaryota, Fungi, Ascomycota, Dothideomycetes, Pleosporales, Pleosporaceae.